AUCAAAUAAAUUUUAUCCCCAAUUUUGGGCUGAGCUCACAAGUCACAAGUGAGUGACCAAAUAAGCAGCGAAAUUGAAAACCCUAGCUUGACAAUCUGCCGCGCCCAAGCUCCACAGGUUCGACGGACAUCAAACAUUCAAUUCAAGCCUGCCCGCCGGUGAACUACUACAAUGUCGACAGCUCAGGGCAGCCAGAACAAUGGAGAUAUCUUAAUGCUGGAGGCCGCUCCAGAUGCCUCUCGUCCCUGGUCAAGCGCUUCCAAUGCAGAAAUUAUUGACGCGUUGCCCUAUAUCGAUGACGACUAUGGAAAUCCUUCCAUCAAGACCGAGGUAGACCGCCUGGUGGAGGAAGAAAUGCGAAGGAGCUCGAAGAAACCCGCGGACUUCUUGAAGGACUUGCCUCCCCUACCUCGCUUCAGUUUCGAGAACUAUCCCAUGCUUGCCAAAGAACAUGACCGUGUGAGAGCAGGGAAGCCUCCAGUUGCUAUUGAUUUUUCACGAUAUGCCCAUUUGGAUCAGCCUUCUGCAAAUAAGGUGAAUGAUGAAACUGCCUGGAAGCAGUCACUUCAGAGAGCACAACGCUUGCUUCAGCAUCAAGUCCUUAGGCUGGAGAAUUUGGACUUGAUGUCAAGGUAUGGUCCUGAUGUAUGGGUACAGAACAACCGGCAACUAGAAGGAAUGUUAGCGAGGAUGCAGAAACUGGCUCAGGAACACAAUGAAAAGAUUGAAGCAGUAAAUCGUGAGAGGAAGUACCACCAGCAAACCACUGCAUAUGAGCUGAAUGCUCUGUCGACACAGUGGAAAGAGCUUACCUUGAAAAAUAUUGAAAUUCAAGCAGCAUGUGCUACUGUUCAGAGUCAGAUAGACGAGCUGAAGGGAGAAGCUUCCGAGAGAGGAUGGAACUUGGAAGCUAGCAUAGAGAAUGGUUCUCAGUUGCAUUGAGAAAUUAUCAGGAUGAUAAGUAGGAAGAAUGGAGAAGUGGAUCUCUACUCUUUUAUUAGAAGUGGCAUGGUACACGAUUAGGGAACUUGCUGGAUGCUGUUCACUCAGUCUGUGGUGGUUUCAUUCAUCUUUUUCAAUAGCGUCGCAGCGGCGCGGAUCAACAUGAUAUGGAGAGGUCGUGAUUUGAAAGUACUGUAAACAUGCAUAAUAGAUUGAGCUUGUAGCCAUUUAUCCAAGAACUAUUGAAACCUCUAAUGCCCUAUCUAUU
Molecule: messenger RNA, 1210 nt
Organism: Linum tenue
Lineage: Eukaryota; Viridiplantae; Streptophyta; Magnoliopsida; Malpighiales; Linaceae
Source: the annotation of a GenBank genome assembly